This is a messenger RNA of Boeremia exigua, 2026 nucleotides long. RefSeq lists its product as uncharacterized. The transcript has 4 exons. The record is from RefSeq and is a predicted model, not a curated record. Bases 99 to 1775 code for a protein of 558 amino acids. Gene Ontology annotation, cellular component: small-subunit processome; box C/D methylation guide snoRNP complex. NCBI's taxonomy places the organism in Eukaryota, Fungi, Ascomycota, Dothideomycetes, Pleosporales, Didymellaceae. Gene Ontology annotation, molecular function: snoRNA binding.
GCAUCGACAACCCUCGCGCCUUCCAACACCGCGAAACCCCAGCUCGAACGGAGUAGUGACACCGACACAUCGUCACCUCGAGCAUAAAAGAAGGAAAAAUGGGUCUUUUCAUCCUUAGCGAGACGAGCGCGGGUUAUGCUCUGUUCAAGGCCAAGGACAAGAAGCUGCUCAGCAAGGGCGAUGAGCUCAGCAAGGAUGUCUCGAACAUUGUCGAGUCGCUGAAGCUGAAGAAGUUCACCAAGUUCGAGAGUGCCGUCACUGCGCUCAAUGAGGCCGCAGCUCUCACCGACGGCAAGGUCAGCUCCAUGCUCGGCAGCCUCCUGCAGGAGCUCAAGGAUGAGAGCAAGGCAUCUUUGGUUGUCGCCGAUCCCAAGCUUGCCGUCUCCAUCGCGCAGGUCCCUGGCCUGUCUCUGAAGCCCAUCUCCGACUCCUCCACCCAGGAUGUCUACCGUGCUAUUCGCGAGCACAUGACCUCCCUUGUCCCCGAUCUGAUGCCCGCCGAGAUGGACUCGACCCGCCUCGGUCUUGCGCAUUCGCUCUCCCGUCACAAGCUGAAGUUCUCGCCCGAUAAGGUCGACACCAUGAUCAUCCAGUCUAUUGCUAGCCUUGAUGUUCUCGACAAGCAGCUCAACACAUAUGCCAUGCGUGUCAAGGAAUGGUACGGCUGGCACUUCCCCGAGCUUGCCAGGAUCUUGAACGACAACCUUGCCUACUCCAAGGUCGUCCUCAAGAUGGGUUUCCGCACAAACUCCAAGGACGCCGACUUGUCAGGCAUCCUGCCUGAGGAGAUUGAGGCUGCCGUCAAGGCCGCUGCUGAGAUCAGUAUGGGUACUGAGAUUUCCGAGGAGGAUCUCGAGGCUACCAGCGCUCUCGCUGAGCAGGUCGUGGACCUCACUGAGCAUCGCCAGAACCUUGGCGCAUACCUCUCCUCGCGUAUGCAAGCUCUUGCACCUAACCUGACUGCGCUCGUUGGUGAGCUUGUCGGUGCCCGCCUCAUCGCCCACGCUGGCUCGCUCAUGAACCUCGCCAAGUCUCCCGGUUCCACCAUCCAGAUUCUCGGUGCCGAGAAGGCGCUGUUCCGCGCGCUCAAGACCAAGCACGACACACCCAAGUACGGUCUUAUCUACCACGCCUCUCUCAUCGGUCAGGCAACUGGCAAGAACAAGGGAAAGAUCGCCCGUAUGCUCGCCGCCAAGUCUGCUCUUGGUCUGCGCGUCGACGCCCUCAGCACAUGGGGCAUCACCUCCGAGGACAAGUCCGACGAGCCCACUGAGGAGGAGAAGUCACAGAUCGGUCGCGAUGCCCGUCUCGGCAUCGAGAGGAGGUUGAGGGCUCUCGAGGGCAAGCCCCUCAAGAGCAUCCCCAACGCCAACGCUACCGCGCUCGGCUCCGGGCAAAAGUGGGACGUCAAGGAGGCCCGCAAGUACAACCCCGAUGCCGAUGGUCUGACGGGCGAGGAGCCCGCCGCCAACGGCGCCACACCGAAGAAGCUCGUCCAGGAGGUCGACGAGGACGAGUCCAUGGCCGACGCCGACUCGGCCGACUCCGAGUCUGAGGAGGAGACCAAGGCCACCAAGGGCGGCGACAAGGCCGCAAAGAAGGCCGAGAAGGAGGCCAAGAAGGCACGGAAGGCCGAGCGCUCUGCAAAGCGCGCAGAGAAGGAGGCCAAGAAGGCCGCAAAGGAAGCCAAGAAGUCGUCAAAGGACUCGAAGAAGAGGAAAUCCGAGGCUGACGACACAACCGAAAAGAAGAAGAAGAAGAAGAGCAAGGACUAGACUCAACACACGCGUCGCGACUGCUGUCGCUGCUGUACGUUUGACCAUGUGAAAAUGGGUGGCGUUCUGGGGUCUACAUUCUUCUUUUUGCGAGACGUUCUCGAAUCGCAUGUCGUGCUAUAUGGGCGCGUGGCGCAGGGCUGGAUUCAUGUACCAUUUCUUGUUGAUGAUGGCAUUGCAUAUUGGGGACGAGAUGAUGUGCGGAAGGAUACCCGCUGGCCUAUGCAUAAAAUUACACGCAAAAAUUUCAA